AUGACCUAUCGAUCGGCGUAUGAACCAAGAAAAUCGGAAUCCGACACCUGAGAACGUUCCUUCGUAAGAUAAAAGAACGAUGAGACACCCACUACUGUGAUCGGGGUAAAUUUGCAUUUCGUUUAGAAGGAGCUAUGCGAAAACAGGAUUGAUAUGUUAGAAGGUCAAAUUGAAGAAAAGAAUCGUCAACUGGAACAAAAAAACCGCGCAAUUCAAGAACGGAAUCGUCAAUUGGAGCAAAAAAUCGCGAAAUUGAAGGACUGAAUCAUUCAGUCCUUCAAUUUCGUCGACUGAGUCGACUCGUUCAAAAAAAUCGUCAAUUAGAGCAAAAAAAUCGCCAAAUUGAGGAACGAAAUCGUCAACUGGAGGAAAAAGAUCAUCAACUACAACAAAAAGAUCGUCAACUAGAACAAAGACGCGAAAUUGAAGGACAGAAUCGGCAACUCAAAGGAGAAAGUGGUGCAGAAAAGGUUAAUGAUGGUGGAAAUGCAAAAUAA
Messenger RNA from Didymodactylos carnosus, 497 nucleotides. The record is from the annotation of a GenBank genome assembly. NCBI's taxonomy places the organism in Eukaryota, Metazoa, Rotifera, Eurotatoria, Philodinida, Philodinidae.